AGAGGCUUCAAAUUCACCAUAAACAUCAACCAAGUUUUCUGCUAAUAAAGGUAUGUCAAGGGCAUCUGCUAAACUAAAAAAAUUUUAUCUUAAGUAUUAUGGGAAAAUCAGUGAACUUCAGCCGCCAUUAAAAGCACCUGCAAAUGUUGAUCUAAUGCAUAAAUUUAUUGAUCUAUGUAUUGUUGAUGCAGCGAAAACUCAAAUGGAUACUGUUUUUAGUGUUAAACGAAAGGAGUUUCUUGAAAAGCAAAUGAGUUAUACACCAAUUUCAUAUAGUAAAGUAUUUAUGAAAGAAAACAAUGUCAUAUCAAUAUCUGGAAUAGCUGGUAUUGGAAAAACAUGGUUGCUUAAAAAAUAUUUGCUUGAUUGGUCAAAUGAUUCAAUUUGGGAAAGUGUUGAGUUUGUUUUUUAUUUGGAAUGCAGGAGGCUUAAUCAAUAUGAAAAUAUUUCGAAUAUUAAUGAACUAGUAAAUGUUUUCUACAAAGACAUUAUGAAUGACUUUAUCAUUAGUAUUCAUACUUCACUGUUUAUAAUUGAUGGAUUAGAUGAGUUUAAAUAUUUUAAUAAGUUAUUAAAUCCAAAACUGAACUAUCCGAUUGUUAAUGUUUUAAUAGAAAUUCUAAAAUACAAACAUGUUGUUGCUAGUAGAGUUUAUGCAAUUGAUCAAUACCAAAGUAUAUCUACAGAUCAUAGUGAUAAGUUAACCAUUUAA
Molecule: messenger RNA, 712 nt
Organism: Hydra vulgaris (swiftwater hydra)
Lineage: Eukaryota; Metazoa; Cnidaria; Hydrozoa; Anthoathecata; Hydridae
Source: RefSeq, a predicted model, not a curated record